CAACAAAUCACACUUGGCAAUUGGCGCUUAGCAGUUAGCACGGCUGUCUUACUGCCUUUCACGCCCUCCUUAUAAUAUUUUCUCCAGAGCAUCUCCUUACUUUUCUCUCCUCUAAACUUCUCUGCUUUCUCCUUCUCUCGUCUUCUUCAGAUCCUCUUUACAAGCUACAAGAAUGUCAAAAACUGGAGCUUUUGAUCUAGCCACUGGCGUUGGCGGAAAGAUCGAGAAAGACGAUGUUCUUUCCGCCGUUGACAAGUAUGAGAAAUACCAUGUCUACUAUGGAGGUGAAGAAGAAGAAAGAAAAUCCAACUACACGGAUAUGGUCAACAAGUAUUAUGAUCUGGUUACUAGUUUCUACGAGUUUGGCUGGGGAGAGUCUUUUCAUUUUGCUCACAGAUGGAAUGGAGAAUCUCUGCGUGAAAGCAUCAAACGCCAUGAGCACUUCCUUGCUUUGCAACUAGAACUGAAACCCGGACAGAAGGUGCUGGAUGUAGGAUGUGGUAUUGGAGGACCACUCAGGGAAAUUUCUAGAUUCAGCUCAACAUCUGUGACAGGGUUGAACAAUAAUGAAUAUCAAAUUACAAGGGGGAAGGAACUGAACCGGAUUGCAGGGGUUGACAAGACAUGUAAUUUUCUCAAAGCUGAUUUCAUGAAAAUGCCGAUUCCAGAAAAUUCUUUUGAUGCAGUAUAUGCCAUUGAGGCAACAUGUCAUGCGCCAGAUGCUGUCGGGUGCUAUAAAGAGAUAUACAGAGUGUUAAAGCCUGGGCAACGUUUUGCUGCAUAUGAGUGGUGCAUGACAGAUGCCUUUGAUCCCAAUAACCAAGAUCACCAAAAAAUUAAGUCAGAAAUCGAACUUGGUGAUGGGCUUCCCGAUAUCAGAUCAACGAGACAGUGCCUUGAUGCUCUAAAGAAAGCAGGUUUUGAGGUCAUUUGGGAGAGAGAUCUUGCACCUGAUUCACCAGUUCCUUGGUACUUGCCUUUGGAUACAAAUCACUUUUCUUUGAGUAGCUUCCGUCUAACUUCUGUGGGACGUUUCUGCACGAGAAACCUGGUCAAGUCUCUAGAAUACGUCGGACUUGCUCCAAAGGGAAGUCUAAGAGUUCAAUCUUUUCUAGAAAAAGCUGCUGAAGGACUUGUUGAGGGUGGAAGGAGAGAGAUCUUCACUCCUAUGUACUUCUUUGUGGUGCGGAAGCCCUUGUCACAGAGCGAGUAGCUUUAGAACAUGGACUGGAUUUGGAUUAAAAGCAGCUAUGAAGCGGUUGAGGCACCUACGGUUAGUGAAGUUUCACUGUGACCAAUAGAACAAGCUUCGAUACAGUCUUGCGCAUGCAAUUCAGUACAUGUUAACCUCGAUCUAAAACGUUGCUAGCUCACUCGGAUCUUUUUCCCUCCUUUGCCUCUUGUUAACUUGGUUUACAAUUUUAGCAGGAUGUUUUUUUCACCUUAUUCUUAUACAAUGUUCAACUUGAAUAACUUUAUCAUUUAUCAAUGUGUAAUUUGCCAAAAAAAUUACUGCAGUUUCAGUCUGUUAAUUACUAGUGCAGUUGUCUUUGAAUAUUGAGUAGUGAAACAUGCUCUACCACGCGUAAAUGAAGCUGGCCAUGUUGCAUGUUAUUGUUUCA
This is a messenger RNA of Spinacia oleracea (spinach), 1622 nucleotides long. Its product is annotated as cycloartenol-C-24-methyltransferase. NCBI's taxonomy places the organism in Eukaryota, Viridiplantae, Streptophyta, Magnoliopsida, Caryophyllales, Amaranthaceae. The record is from RefSeq and is a predicted model, not a curated record. The transcript has 14 exons. Gene Ontology annotation, molecular function: sterol 24-C-methyltransferase activity. Bases 173 to 1213 code for a protein of 346 amino acids. Gene Ontology annotation, biological process: sterol biosynthetic process. Gene Ontology annotation, cellular component: endoplasmic reticulum.